AUGACCGAUUCAGACACCCUUUACGCGGUAAGAAGGGCUCUCCAGGCGGCCAGAAUCGAAGCCCGGGAUACGGUGUACUCUAUGAACAGGACCUCUCUCGCCAAAAGCUGGAGUGGCGCUACUCUGUUCCAGUAUAACGUGAGUGACAGUAUUGAGACAGAGCAUGCUUCUCUGGACCUAGAUGCUGGCAUCGAGAUUGUCUGCACUACUUGUUAUGUCAAUGGCUCGGUCAUUGGUGACUUGACCCUUACCGGCGACUUCAACUUCACAGCAGCAGUUGAUGGUGUUGAGGAUGAAGUCGUUAAUGUCACCACCACGGCGAUCGACACGCUGGAGGACUACGUUGAAAAGGUGGCCAAAGACAUUGCCACACUUGAUUUCGAUGAAAUUCCAGCUUUCCCGACUCUUGAUCUUGACUUCAAUUUGGAUGAUAUCACCGGUCUCCCCGGUGCUCAUGUGCAUUUCGAAUUCGACAACUUGGAGCUGUAUCUCGACCUUGAUGUCAAAUUGUCGGCAGGAGCCACUUACACUUUGAACCUGUACACCUCUGAGACCGCUGCAGGGUUCUCUGUCCCGGAACUCCAGGCAGGGGCUUUGUUCAUUGUUGACUUGAUUCUUAUCGUGGAGGCUGAUAUCGAAGUGGGAACUGGAAUCCAUAUCAAACUUGAUGACGGGCUCGCAUUUGAUCUAGAAAUGUUCAGCAAGAACGUGUCCAGCAUCACACUCCCGGGUGGGAAAUACGAAUUUCUGCCAGUUACCGUGGCAGGCGAAGGGUCCCUGGAGGCGAUUCUUAGCCUGAAAGCGAGCGUCGGACUGGAUAUAUCGGUCAAAAGCGACGAAAUUUCUGUGCUCGAUGAAGCUCUAGACUUCAGUUCAGGAAUCUCGGCAGAUAUCUUUGCCUACGUCGCCGAUUUUCUGCUCGAGGUCAAUGGCUCCUCGGCCGUCGACAGCGGCGACUGUGAAUUUACUGCCUUUGCAGAUUAUACCUUUGCUGUCGGAGCGGCAGCUGGAGCGACGGUCGCUCUUGAGACAUAUUCUUGGGGCCCGUCGCCUGAAACCACAGUUCCUGUCUGGUACACCACCCUGGCGAGUACUUGCUUGGAGACCAAGACUGCAUCGAAAACUGCGUCCGCGUCCACUACACCACAGGCAAAGCUAGUUCGCCGAACAGAUAUGACCACGACGACCGUGUCGACGAAGGUUGGCUAUACGGUCGUCAACUGUCUCUCCUCGGGCCUAGUUAACUGCCCUGUCAACCUCCAGAACACUAGUUCAUAUCAAACCACCCUGACGUCCGUCCUAACGGUCCCCUCCGGAUCAUCGGCAACCUUCCCUGCAAGCACCUUCGCCUCCGUCACCAGUGCUAUCCCCUUCGGAUCGAAUGUGCACAAGCUAGCUGCCAUGUCUGGCGUGCCAACAUCUUAUGUCCCCCCGGCGACUAGCACAGGCACAAGCACAGGCACUAGUACAGGCACCGGCUCUGCCUCGGGUACAGGAGGUAGCGUGGAGAACAUCCUCGACGGCAAGACGGAUGGGACUAGCAACAAGCUCAUCAUCGGGUUGAGUGUUGGUCUGGGGGUCCCUUUCCUUGCAGCUCUUGCUAUCGGAUCCGGGUAA
Molecule: messenger RNA, 1617 nt
Organism: Penicilliopsis zonata CBS 506.65
Lineage: Eukaryota; Fungi; Ascomycota; Eurotiomycetes; Eurotiales; Aspergillaceae
Exons: 3
Coding region: 1-1617 (538 amino acids)
Source: RefSeq, a predicted model, not a curated record